ACUUUUCAAGUCUCGUUUCUCUCCAUUUCUCCUUUCCGUGCCAGCAUUUUGUUCUUCUACGCUGCUUCCGGUUCGCAGCGUAACAGAGCAGUCUGCGCGUGUUUGACAAACGGACGGUCUUUCCUUACCAGUUUCCCUCUGCACAUGUUUCGGCCGGUUUUUGAACUCUGAAGACCGUCCCGUCUCCUGCACACUCUUUUACUCGCCUCUCUUUGUCUUUCUGCCUCUUCGCCGAAUCUUGCCCCUUCAGCCUACCAGCAGAAGCAAACGUAUGGGGUCAUCGGCUCGGUCUUCUCCGUUUACUUGGGGUCACUAGGUGUUUCGGUCCCGAUGAAGCAGCUGCGACUGAGUUGACCAGCUUAACUCCAUAAGACACAGACCUGUGAGUUUCCUCAUUCUGUGAUCCGUUCUGUUCAAGGCAAGCACUUCUUUUGGCGCUGAUCUUCGAGCAGAUCAGGCCGAGAGGCAAAAGGGCCUCCCAGGCAGACGCGCCGACGCCUGUUCCACAAUUUUGCGUAGAAGGCUCCUUCUUCGCUUCGACGAAAGAACAAAGAAGUCUCCACUCUGUGAACGAGGAAAUGUUCGACGACAUGUCUUUUUUCUGUCGAUAAGAUGGGCAACUUUCGCAUUAAGCCGCCUGGUGCGCGACACGCCUUCCCGAAACUGGGAACUCAUCGGAUGGUUAUGUUCCGUCGCAUGAAUCUUCUUAACUGGCCUCCAGAGGACGCUUCUCCUCUGCAUCCUAUCGAGCCGUGGGGACGGCAGUUCUUCGUGUUCAACGCCUUUGCCACGAUCGACCCAGCAGACUGGUGUGGGCCUCGCGGCCCGUUUCCGCGGCUUCCUCCUCUCGCUAAACCUGCUCCCGAUGCUGCAACGCUGGCUGCGUCGCCGUCGUCCCUCCUCUCGGCUCUGAGAGAGACUGAGGAGAGGAGCGCAACACGGACAGUUAUGUGUGUGACAGACUUUGCUCAGCGGCCUCUGAUGUUUCUCGGCAAAGACGACUUCCGCGCCUUGAGAGAAAAUCUCCCGCGCAUAAAGGAAGAGUUGAAAGCCUUCAAAGAACGAAUACAGCCGAACCCCGUGCACGCGCAGUACGACCUGCGGCGCAAACUCCUAGUGUAUCCGCGACAAGCGAUGCAGCGCCUGAAGACGGGCGAGCACGGAGGCUACGGGACGAGACGAGGAACCAUCCGAGAAAGGAAAACAUAGUCGCAGAGACGUUGGAGCGCAGGUCCGUCUCUGCUCGUUUUGGAGACACCGCGACUUCGCCGGAACGACGGAGACACAGAACUGGAGAAAGACGAGGAAGCAAAUGAUCUUGUUAAGGAGAGGAGUCAGACUCUUGCUAAGGGGAAGAGAGACGUUUGACCUGGCUCCGACGUUUCAGUAGGGAUUCUCAAGCCUCCUGCGUGUGGGCUCACGAUGUAGGGUGUCUCCGCUCCAACAUACGGUUUAGGGAGAGCGCUAGCGAUCCCAGCAAGCGACGGGACCUUCCAGUCGCUUGUGUGGCUCUACAGGCGUCUCUCAAAAACGACUCGAGGCGUCGAACGCUCAGGAUCUCCGAGUGAGACAGAAGAAGGACUGUCCCUUUUUCGCAAUGAGAUGACUGCCGCGACCAGCAGCUCAUCGCUGCAGGAAUCGACUUCUCUCAUUCUGCUCCACAACACUGUGCGACCAAAGAUUUCGAGACCACAAUCUCAGAAGAAUAUUGCCUCCGCGUUUUUUGCGGAUUUCCCGUCUUUCGUUUUUGCACCUCGUGGGCGUUUGUGCCCCCUUUUCUGUUGCGCCUGUGUCGUCACUGUUUCUGCCGCUGCCUCGAAACUGAUCUUCCAGAUAGUAUUCGUGGAAUGCUCCCCAUCAAAAGGUAGUUUAUAGAAACCGAAAGACCUAGCUUGUAAAGGGCCUAAACACUCAAAUGAACCUGUUUUUGAG
Toxoplasma gondii ME49 is the source of this 1932-nucleotide messenger RNA. RefSeq lists its product as hypothetical. Lineage: Eukaryota; Apicomplexa; Conoidasida; Eucoccidiorida; Sarcocystidae. The coding region runs from base 613 to 1209 and encodes 198 amino acids. The record is from RefSeq and is a predicted model, not a curated record. The transcript has 5 exons.